AUGGGACAUCAAUAUUUCAAUGUGCCGAUCUUCUUCAUCGUCUUCCGUGAGACGAUCGAAGCAGCCAUCAUCGUCUCUGUCCUGCUUUCCUUUGUCGAGCAAUUGAUGUUGACCGGGAAGCUCGGAUCAAGUGAAACUUCCAUCGACAACACCGAUAAUUCCCAGGGACAGGAGCAAGAAAAUGCUCACAGUGGAGAUGAUCAUCUGGAAAGACGGAGAAAGUUGAUCAGAAGGAUGAGAAUCCAAAUUUGGGCAGGUACAAUCGCCGGAUUCUUCUUGGCUUUGGCUAUCGGUGCUGCUUUCAUUGCUGUUUUCUACACCAAGCUAGACGACUUGUGGGCUAAAACGGAACAAAUUUGGGAAGGUAUCUUCUCUAUAAUUGCGGCCAUAAUCAUCUACAUUAUGGGAAUUGCUUUCCUAAAAAUGGACAAAUCAAGGAUCAAGUGGAGACUCAAAUUGGCGAAAGCUUUCGACGCUUCCCAGAGCAAAGUACUGGCAUCCGAGAAGGAAUCCGAGCUGGAUAGGAGGGAAGCGAGAAGUGGGAAAUGGGCAUUGUUCAUCUUGCCAUUCAUUACUGUCCUGAGAGAGGGUUUAGAAGCGGUUGUAUUCGUUGGAGGGGUGUCCCUCAACAUUGAGGCGGUUUCAAUUCCAAUUGCUGUGAUUGUCGGGAUCAUCGCUGGUUUGGUUUUUGGUUACGCGAUUUACCGAACCGGUUCGACCGCUACUUUACACUGGUUCCUCGUCGGAUCGACCUCCUUCCUAUUCCUCAUCGGUGCAGGUCUCUUUUCAAAAGGAAUUGGAUACUUCCAAUACUACCGAUUCGCUCAAGGUGUCGGAGGUGAUGUCGCCGAGACAGGAGAUGGACCAGGUAGUUUCCAGGUCGCCGGAAAUGUAUGGCAUUUGACAUAUGGUAAUCCCGAGACUGGUUCACCUACUACAAAUGGAGGUUGGCAAAUCUUCAAUGCCAUUUUCGGAUGGAACAACACAGCUACACUCGGCUCAAUCCUCGGAUACGUCUUCUACUGGAUUCUCAUCAUGGUCACCUUGGUCUACCUCAGGUGGCAAGAGGGUCGAUUUACCUUCGUUUACCCUUCGUACCAAGGGGGCUCACUGGUUUGGCAGAGGAAGGAGUCCGAGGCGCUUCAACGAAGAAAGGCAGGAAAAGGUAUAGGAAGACGGGUUUCACAUGGGUCUGGAUCGGGAUCGGACGAUAAACAUACCAAGACUGAACCAGAGACCCCAGGAUUGAAUGUCCCAACGUUGGGAGCCAGCGGUAGUGCACAAUAG
Kwoniella mangroviensis CBS 8507 is the source of this 1287-nucleotide messenger RNA. RefSeq lists its product as uncharacterized. The coding region runs from base 1 to 1287 and encodes 428 amino acids. The record is from RefSeq and is a predicted model, not a curated record. Gene Ontology annotation, biological process: iron ion transmembrane transport. Gene Ontology annotation, cellular component: plasma membrane; high-affinity iron permease complex. NCBI's taxonomy places the organism in Eukaryota, Fungi, Basidiomycota, Tremellomycetes, Tremellales, Cryptococcaceae. Gene Ontology annotation, molecular function: ferrous iron transmembrane transporter activity. The transcript is spliced from 6 exons.